AUGUGGCCACGCCGCUUCGCUCGCCGCGCCGCUCCACCGCCGCUGCUCGCAUUGCCUUCGGUCCUGCUGCGGCGCUGCUCCUCGACCCGCAGCCACGCCGCACCGCUGAGCGACGAGCGCAUCAUGCAGCCGGCAAGUGAGCACGGCCGCUGGCUGCAGCUCGUGCCCGCCUGCCUCUCCGGCGCGUCCAUCGGCACCUACCUGGCCACGCCGGCCGUCCUCGGGCCGCACAUCUGCCGGGCGCAGGGCGUCGUGGCCCAGAUGCCGACCGACUUUGCCUUCAGCGCAAUCCCGCAGGCGGCCGUCCUGGGCGGCGCGACGAGCGCCGUCGCCAGCGUCCUCCUCGCGCCGCACGUGGCGCGCAUGGGCACGCGGCGGAUCGCGCUCGCCGGCGCAUGCCUCUUCCCGGGCGGCAUGCUUCUCGCCGCGCUCGCGGUUCAUGCCAAUCACUGGCCGUUGUACGCCUUCAGCACCACCGUCGUCUCUGGGCUCGGCUUCUGGUGCGUCUAUCCGCAGAUGCCGCCCUUCCUCGCCACCAAGUGGUUCGCCGACGGCCGCCGCCGCGGGCUCGCGCUCUCCCUCUACUUCGCCGCCUUCGGCUCGGGCCUCUUCUUCGCGACGCCCUUCCUCGAGGCCGUGCUCGCCGCCUGCCGCCUGCCGCCCACGCGGCUCGGAGGCCUCGACCUCCUCGGCACCGACGCGCUCUCCACGGGCGCGCGAAUCGGAGAGCGGAUCGCGCAGCUGGACGGAGCCGCCGCAGCGCGCGACCUCUCCGCCAGCGGCUUCGCGGACUCGCUCCGCGAGGGCGUCUUCCUCCUCGACGGCGCGAGCGGCGCAGCGGAGGCCCUCGCCGCCCUCGCAGGCCGCACGCCGCAGCUGUGGCUGCUGGCGGGCGGCACGCUCGGCCUGUCGAUGGCGGGGCUGCCCUUCCUCUCGGUCGGCAAGCUGAUGAUCGCCAACAUUGGCGGGCGGCUGCUGUGGGGCCCAAUCGGCGACGCGGCGGGCUGCGGCAUGCCGCUCGCGACGCGCGCACUCGCGGGCGGCGCCGACCCCGAGACCGCCCUCACUCUCUUCCGUGCCGCGACGUGCGUCAAUGUCGGCGCUUACGCGGGCGUGCCGGCGACUGCGGACCUGUUUGGCUCAGCCGACGCUGCGGCCAUCUACCAGCGCAUCGGCGCGACCAUCACUUUCGCCUCGCCCCUCGGCGCCGCCGUGUGCACGCGCUUGCGCGAUGGCGCCUAUGCGCAGCACGCAGCGGCGCUGACCGAGCUGUGCGCGCCGCCCGCCGCGCUCGAGCAGCUGCUGGCCUCCAAGGCGGUGACGCUGCCGCUGCUGCUGCACAUCGCGCCAGAGGGAACGCCCGACCCGACUCCGCUGCUGUACGACGGCGCAUUCUGCGCGCUCGGGAGCUGCGCGGCGCUCGCGUGCGCGUGCAACGGCGCCGCCUUUGCGCUGCCUCGGCCUUACGGGGGCUCCCGUAGGGAGAUCUGCCGCAGAUGA
Messenger RNA from Emiliania huxleyi CCMP1516, 1500 nucleotides. RefSeq lists its product as hypothetical. Lineage: Eukaryota; Haptophyta; Isochrysidales; Noelaerhabdaceae. The transcript is spliced from 8 exons. The record is from RefSeq and is a predicted model, not a curated record. The coding region runs from base 1 to 1500 and encodes 499 amino acids.